AUGGAUUCAAAAUAUGACAUUCAUGAAUAUAUUUAUGUUGAUUCUUCUGAUGAAGAUGACAAAUAUGAUUAUAUUGAUGUUGAUUCUCUUGAUGAAGAUGACGGUGAAUCGGAUGCCGAUCUUGAGUCAUCUGAUCCGCAGCCACGUCUGAAAAGUUAUGCCAUCAUGAACGAGGAGCAUAUACGUAGCCAUCAGGAUGAAGAUAUAACAGCAGUAGUUGACGUGCUUUCUGUCCCAAGGAGUUCAGCUAUCAUGUUGCUUCGCCACUAUCGUUGGUGUGCCACUGCCGUGAAAUCUGAAUGGUUCGCUGAUGAAGGAAAAGUUCGUAUAGCCAUUGGCUUAAUUGAGAAGAAACCCAUUGAUGUUGAUCAGGAAAUCAGGAAGAAACCAAAGCUUACUUGUGGGAUAUGUUUUGAUAAUUAUCAUCAGGAUGAAAUGUAUGAUGCUGGUUGUGGUCAUGUCUUUUGUGAGUCAUGUUGGAAAGGAUACAUUGGCACAUCAGUUAAUGAUGGACCCGGGUGUUUGUCGUUGCGUUGUCCAGAUCCAGAUUGUAAUGCUGCUGUCUGUCAAGACAUGGUGUAUAAGUUGGUUUCUAACGAUGAUAAGAAGAAAUAUUCUGAUUACCUUCUUAUAUCUUACAUUGAAGACAAUAGGAGUAUGAAGUGGUGUCCUGGUCCAGGAUGUGGUUCGGCUAUUCAAUUGGUGCAUGAUACUGAAAAUUAUGAUGUUACUUGUGAAUGUACUUUUAGCUUUUGCUGGAAUUGUACGCAGGAAGCUCAUCAUCCUGUUGAAUGCAGCACCGUGGAAAAAUGGAAUAUCAAGAACAACAGUGAGGCCGGUUAUGCAGCGGGGAAACAAGGGUUUUUGGUAGCGGCGAGACAAGGGUUUUUGGUACUGGAUUUGAGUGAGACUCGGUUAUUCAGUGGCUUAGGUUUGAGAUGGGUUUGGAGUUUCGUUCUUACAUUUAAUGGCAAGGAGCUGGUAUCGUUGCCAUGGUUGCUGUGA
Molecule: messenger RNA, 1005 nt
Organism: Papaver somniferum (opium poppy)
Lineage: Eukaryota; Viridiplantae; Streptophyta; Magnoliopsida; Ranunculales; Papaveraceae
Product: probable E3 ubiquitin-protein ligase ARI8
Exons: 1
Coding region: 1-1005 (334 amino acids)
Biological process (GO): protein polyubiquitination; positive regulation of proteasomal ubiquitin-dependent protein catabolic process; ubiquitin-dependent protein catabolic process
Cellular component (GO): cytoplasm; ubiquitin ligase complex
Molecular function (GO): ubiquitin protein ligase activity; ubiquitin conjugating enzyme binding; zinc ion binding
Source: RefSeq, a predicted model, not a curated record